Messenger RNA from Drosophila novamexicana, 2094 nucleotides. It is a transcript of the gene Mfe2, whose product is annotated as peroxisomal multifunctional enzyme type 2. NCBI's taxonomy places the organism in Eukaryota, Metazoa, Arthropoda, Insecta, Diptera, Drosophilidae. Gene Ontology annotation, molecular function: oxidoreductase activity. The record is from RefSeq and is a predicted model, not a curated record. Bases 206 to 1996 code for a protein of 596 amino acids. The transcript has 3 exons.
AACUUCAGUCCAUAAUCCAGUUUAUGUUUUCAUUUCUUUUUCAAUUUGCUUAUCAUCCGUGAAAACUGCCCUUUGUACCGGCGAUACAAAUAUAAUCUUUAACUUUAAGAAGCAACUCAUCUGGUAAAGGCGCCUCACAGCACGAUUGGCAGUUGGUUGAACCGGAUUGUACAGAACGAGUUUAUACAACAAGUCUAUAUAGAAAAUGUCUUCGGCAGCGAAAUUGCGUUUUGAUGGUCGUGUGGCCGUUGUGACCGGCGCCGGAGCUGGACUUGGACGGGAGUAUGCACUGUUGCUGGCAUCGCGCGGUGCCAAAGUGGUGGUCAAUGAUCUGGGUGGCAGCCAUGUGGGCGAAGGCGCCUCUCAGCGUGCCGCCGAUGUGGUUGUCGAGGAAAUCCGCAAGAACGGCGGCGAGGCUGUGGCCGACUACAAUUCGGUAAUUGAUGGUGCAAAGGUCAUCGAUACGGCCAUCAAGGCAUUCGGACGUGUGGACAUACUUAUUAACAAUGCUGGCAUAUUGCGUGACCGCAGCAUUGUGAAGACAUCGGAUCAGGACUGGGAUCUGGUAAACGAUGUGCAUCUGAAGGGAAGCUUCAAAUGUACACAAGCCGCCUUCCCACACAUGAAGGCGCAGAACUUUGGACGCAUUAUAAUGACCUCGUCCAAUUCGGGCAUCUAUGGCAACUUUGGACAGGCCAAUUACUCGGCAGCCAAAAUGGGACUGGUUGGACUUGCCAACACGGUUGCCAUUGAGGGCCAAAAGAAUAACAUUCACUGCAAUGUAAUCAUUCCCACAGCAGCCAGUCGCAUGACCGAGGGCAUUUUGCCCGACAUACUCUUUAACGAGCUGAAGCCCAGCCUUAUUGCGCCCGUUGUUGUCUACUUAUGCCACGAGUCUUGUGAGGACAAUGGCAGCUAUAUCGAAAGUGCCGCCGGCUGGGCAACCAAGGUACAUACGGUGCGUGGCAAGGGAUCUGUGGUGCGACCAUCUCUAGAGGAACCAGUUACAGUCGAGUAUGUGCAAAGUGCAUGGAGUAAGGUGACGGACAUGUCGGAGGCGAAACACUUGAAUGCUAUUGCGGAGGCAUCCGGCUCCCUGCUGGAGGUGCUCGAGAACCUGAAAUCCGGCGACAAGGAUGCUGUCGAGGAUAGUUUCACGUUCGGCAACAGGGAGCUGAUUCUGUAUGCUCUGGGAAUCGGUGCCUCAACCAAAAACGGCAAUGACAUGCGCUUCUUGUAUGAGAACGAUGCCGACUUUUCACCAAUCCCAUCGUUCUUUGUGCUGCCCGGUUUGAUGGUUACCAUGUCCAGCUCUUUGGUAAGCAACGCGCUGCCCAAUAGCGGUGCAGACCUGAGCAACAUCUUGCACGGUGAACAGUAUUUGGAAAUUGUUGACGAUCUGCCCACCAGUGGCAAACUGCUGACCAAGGGCAAAGUAUUCGACGUUAUGGACAAGGGUUCCGGUGCUGUGGUUGUGACUAGCUGUGAGUCUUUCGAUGAGAACGGCCGCCUUUUGGUUAAGAACCAAAGCGCCAUCUUUGUUGUUGGCGCUGGCAAGUUUGGUGGCAAAAAGGUGCCCAUUGCCGGCGUCGUGCCUCUGGCUGCUGCCCCCAGCCGUGCGCCCGACUCAUCGAUUCAGUACAAGACCAGUGAGGAUCAAGCUGCGCUAUAUAGGCUCUCCGGUGAUCUGAACCCAUUGCAUAUCGAUCCCAACUUCGCUCGCUUGUCUGGUUUCAAAACACCCAUAUUGCAUGGACUCUGCUCCCUGGGAUAUUCGGUUAGGGCCGUGCUGAGCAAAUACGCCAACAACAACAGCGCCCUAUUCAAGGCAGUAAAAGUGCGCUUCUCGGGCCCAGUUCUGCCCGGACAAACGCUCAAGAUUGAUAUGUGGAAGGAAGGUGCACGCAUUCAUUUCCGCACCCUAAUUGUUGAGACUGGCAAAGAGGUCAUUUCGGGCGCCUAUGUCGACUUGAAGGACUCUAAGGCUAAAUUGUAAAUACGAUUUCAGCUUGAAAAGUUAAAUCUUAUUAAGAAAAUGAAAACACUAUGAACUACAUUUAUAGCAAAAAUAUAACAACAUAACCAGGCGGUGGU